This is a messenger RNA of Drosophila busckii, 1099 nucleotides long. RefSeq lists its product as uncharacterized. The transcript is spliced from 4 exons. Lineage: Eukaryota; Metazoa; Arthropoda; Insecta; Diptera; Drosophilidae. The record is from RefSeq and is a predicted model, not a curated record. Bases 1 to 918 code for a protein of 305 amino acids.
AUGCAACAGGCUCGCACUCAAUUUGAGCAGCUAUUGAGCAAGCACAAGCCAACGCCACAACUGCUGCAACGUCUGCAGUGCAACAGCAGCAAGGCCACCCAGCAUACAGCAAAAUUAUUAAAAUGGCUUAAGCUCGCACUGGCAGGCAGUCUAUUGCUUUUUGUGCUAAAUUAUUAUUACACCGAGCUGCAGGAACAGCGCUGUGCAUUAAAGCUGCCACGCCCCUUACGCUAUGCCUUGCGUCCACCUGAGCGCUGCGAUUUCUGUGCCAAUAUCAAAACAGUGCCACGCCUACGCGACCUCAGCGCCGCCAAGUUUGAGGCUGAGUAUGCGUACAGCGGCGCACCUGUAAUUGUCAGCGAUGCCAUGAAGAAUUGGACAGCCACAACGCUCUUCAACUACUGGUAUUUUCGCGAUGUCUAUGGCAAGGCUAAGCGCAAGCAGCGCAUACGCGACUGUCAGUUUCUGCCCUAUACGACGGGCUUUAGGGAUAUAUACGAGGCGCUGCAAAUGUCAGCGGCGCGCGUUGAGCUGCAGCCGGAGCAGCAGCCGUGGUACUUUGGCUGGAGCAAUUGCCAUGCGGAGACAGCCGAAGAGUUUCGCCGGCAUUAUGGCAAGCCUUACUUUUUGCCUGCAGGCUCGGAGAACAAUAACGUGGAUUGGUUCUUUAUGGGCACAGCUGGCUUGGGCGCUCAGAUGCAUGUGGACAAUGUGCGUUUGCCCUCGUGGCAGGCGCAGUUGGCGGGCAGCAAGCGCUGGCUGCUUAUGCCGCCGCCCGAGUGCUACUUCCAGUGCCGCAGCCACGAAGUAAUUGUGCAACAAGGCGACAUAAUUGUGCUGGAUACAAACCGAUGGUAUCAUCAGACCUUUGUGCAGCCAGGCGCUAUAAGUCUGACCAUAGGCGCUGAAUAUGACUAGAGAGCAACAGGAAACAAAAACACACACCAGAGUUUAACGGUAACACAAACUUGGAGUUUUACAGUUUGCAUUUGCGUUUUGCCAGCCGGUUUGCUAACUAGUUGCCAAAACACGCAAAUAUGCGCACAGUUUUUCCCUAAAAUGAAGCAAAACAAAUAAGUUAAUGUGUAACGAGACAUGU